Molecule: messenger RNA, 2420 nt
Organism: Fopius arisanus
Lineage: Eukaryota; Metazoa; Arthropoda; Insecta; Hymenoptera; Braconidae
Gene: CNT2
Product: Concentrative nucleoside transporter 2
Exons: 10
Coding region: 557-2404 (615 amino acids)
Biological process (GO): nucleoside transmembrane transport
Cellular component (GO): plasma membrane
Molecular function (GO): nucleoside:sodium symporter activity
Source: RefSeq, a predicted model, not a curated record
GUGUCCUGUUCGGUCAUCAAAGCGUGGGAAAAAUAUAUCUCAUCUCGUUGAUCCAAUAAUUUCUCAAUUAAUUAAUUUUCGAGGCGCCAGGGUACCACGUCCAACGCAAUAAUUACGAAGAGGAAAAUACUGUGAAUAUCUCGUGAAUAUUCUCAGUCGUCGAGAAGAACUCGUGGGAAUUGUCGAUUCUUUCCACAAAUCCGAUCGCGAAGGAAAAAACGCAAUCUGUCAGUUGACAAGUGGCUGUGAAUCGAGCCCUACAAUAAUUUAGCGGGCUUAAGACACUCCUAUCACGUUCGACUCAUCCUCAUCAGUAUACGUCGAACCUCGUCAACGUGAACUCGUCAGUUCAAUAUUCAAGAAGACAGGAAUGUUCAGUGCAAUUAUUUCCUCAAUAUCAAUUACUGACUCUACCUCAUUGACUCUCCCGUUUUGAACAUCAACUGUUUUAUGACUCUUCCUGUUUACAAGUGUCAAUCCUUGGAUUUAUUUUAUUCUAGUCCGUUCAAUUGUUAUUGUGAAUGAUUAAGAAACCGAGAUUUUCCAGAUAAGGAAAAUGACGGGAGUUUCAGUAUUCGAUGAGGUAGAACGAAAAAUAAGUAAGCACAGCCUGCGAAUAUCCCUGGACCUAUCACCGGAGAACAAUGCAAAUCCUCCCAGCGGGAUGAAAAAAUUCGUCGGAAGUGUCGACGACAUGGAAUAUGACAAAGAACCAGAGUCUUCAACUUCCUGUUUCGCACGGGGAAAAACCUCGAUGAGUUCCUGCUUUUCUGAGAACCGGAGAGUUGUCAAAUUUAUUAAAUACUCCAUUCUCCACGCAAUUAUUCUAGUUUACGCUGUUUUCGCUGGUCUGUACUGGAAAAAUAACAAUAAAAAUUGUGCACUAGAAUGGUGCGACGGAUAUGGAAUGCUCCUGAUUCUCCUGGGAAUAGUUUAUUUAAGUCUUUUUUAUUUUUACGUUAUCAAAAGAUACCUCAGUGAUACCAUCCAGGCAGUAUUUUUUCCGAUUUCUUGCUGCAUUCGAUCGAUUCGAGAGAAGAGUUGUCUCUCUCGUUCCCUGAAAACAAGUUUCUACGUGACACUCUUGAUUGCCCUAGUGAUCUUCUUAAUUUAUGAUACAAUUGACUCGAGAGAUCGUCUGAUAAGUGGCGUUGGUUUUGCAAUAAUACUCCUCUUUGGCUUCGUAUUCUCGAAGCAUCCGACUAAGAUCGACUGGAGACCUGUCAUCUGGGGAGUAAUCCUCCAGUUCGUGUUUGGAUUGAUAACCAUUCGGUGGGCGAUUGGCAGACAAAUCUUCGAGUGUAUAGCAAAUAAAGUUGCACAAUUCCUUGAUUAUGCGAAGGAUGGUGCGACUUUUGUAUUCUCACCUGGACUUGUUGACAACGGAGUCUUCGCUUUCUCUGUACUUCCUGUGAUAUUUUUCUUCAGCUUCAUGAUUCAAAUUUUGUACUACUGGGGUGCAAUGCAGUGGGUCAUAAUGAAACUGGGUUGGGCCCUGCAUUGGGUAAUGGGAACGACCGUUUGUGAAUCCUUGAAUUCAGCUGCCAACACAUUCCUCGGAAUGACAGAAUCACCACUGCUGAUAAAACCCUACAUCUCGAAACUGACAACAUCCGAAAUUCACGCAAUCAUGUGCUCUGGCUUUGCGACAGUAUCGGGAACAGUUUUGGCAGCAUACAUCAGCUUUGGCGCUCAACCCUCGCACCUGAUAACAGCCUCGGUGAUGUCAGCACCAGCAGCACUUUGUUACUCAAAAUUAUUUUACCCGGAGACCGAGAAGAGUCAAACGACAUUCAGAAAUAUUCCCCUCCAGAAAUCAGAGGACACAAGUGUAAUGGACGCAGCGACGAAAGGGGCACUGGCGGGGAUUCCCCUGGUCCUUGGAAUUGUUGCAAAUAUUGUGGCAUUUGUGUCGUUCAUUGCGUUCUUGAAUGGAAUAUUAUCCUGGAUCGGAGGCCUCGUUGGUUUUCCCAGUUUGACAUUCGAGUAUCUCCUGUCCAAAGCGUUUAUGCCACUGAGUUGGAUAAUGGGAGUCCCCUGGGAUCAGUGUGAGGACGUUGGAACCCUCAUUGGACUCAAAACAGUGGUCAACGAAUUUGUUGCCUAUCAGAAACUCGGAGAAUUCAAAGCUCAGGGGAGACUCACCCCUCGGGUGGAGGGAAUCGCUACAUUCGCCAUUUGCGGAUUUUCCAAUCCUGGAUCCAUUGGAAUCAUGAUGGGAUCGCUGGGAUCUAUAGCACCAGAAAAACGCGAGCAAAUUGCUUCUGUGGCCAUCAGAGCUUUCAUCGCUGGCUCCGCCGUUUGCUUUUUGACAGCAUCAAUUGCCGGAAUGCUCAUGAAUGAAGAUUUCUACGCGCCAGCUGUUAAUGCAACAACGAUGAGUGCAAUGACUACUAGCAGUUGAUAACUUAAUUCUAUAA